AUGGGACAAGACUAUAGCUACACACAACCCUCGGAGUCAGUGUAUUAUGGUUUAGGGAACUCAGUCGACAGUGUCUUUAGCGAAACGGAAGAUCUUAUCCGCCGGGACCAAGCUGAGAUAAGCGCAAACAAUGCUCGUGCGGCUGCUCAAUACCCUCCUCAACCCGAGGUUGAGUUUGGCUUUCCACAGACAUGCUACUGUGGUCGGAAGCCUCAUCUUGCAACAUCGAAGAGUAUGAAUGAUCUAGGUAGAAGAUACUACACAUGUGAGAGUGUGGAUGAUGGAGAGUGCCAUGUUUGGAAAUGGUGGGAUGUGGCGCUUAUGGAGGAGAUGAGAGCUCGGGAUGUACACGUCCUUCAACUGGCUGAAAAGGUGGAUAAUCUUAGCCUUUUGACUGACUAUGAGACUGAGCAGAAAGUGAUCAGGCUAGAGAAGCUUGUGUCUGAUUUAGGUAAGGAGAAAUCAAGGUUUGGCAAUGGGUUUGAAGGCUUUGUAGGUGUGGCGGUUAUUGUUUUAGUUUCUAUAUGUAUGCUCCUCAUGUUUAAGUAAAUGAAGACAUGAGGAGAAGCUAGUGUCUGAUAUGUAUGCUCCUUAUGGUUAUUGUAUGCACGUUAUGGAAAUGAACCACUUUGUAUGCUAUGCACGUUAUGGUUAGUGUCUGAUAUGUAUGCUCCUUAUGCUUUGUAA
Raphanus sativus (radish) is the source of this 687-nucleotide messenger RNA. RefSeq lists its product as uncharacterized. The transcript has 2 exons. Gene Ontology annotation, molecular function: zinc ion binding. The record is from RefSeq and is a predicted model, not a curated record. Lineage: Eukaryota; Viridiplantae; Streptophyta; Magnoliopsida; Brassicales; Brassicaceae. The coding region runs from base 1 to 549 and encodes 182 amino acids.